AUGUGCGGCGUGACUAUAUAAUUGUUCAUAUAUUAUUGGAGCUAAUAAAGUACGUGAAAAGAAAAAUAUUGAUUGCAUUUGCAGUUGGCGUGUUGUUAUUUGUGUACUGUAGACGGAAAUGAACAUCCCUGAUUGUGGAGCUUGUGAAACAGAUCUAGCAGUGAACCUUGUGUGUGAUGUUAAUAAUGAGUACGUAUAUCCUCAUCACAUACGUAAAUAGUGCCACAGCUGUUUGUGAAAUGUUGCAGUAGUUACCAUCGUGGGAAACUUUCAUUGCUACCAUCGCUUUCAUUCGCUACCUAUUCCCCGAGGAAGCACACAGGACCCUAUUGCCACUUUACACUGCGGGUAUCAUACCAAAUGGCAUGAACUUACAUCUCAACCAUGAGCAGGUAUUCAGGUGAUUCAUUCCGCUGGAGACGUGGGUCUGGAGGGAGGAAUAACGAUGCAGCAGGUCACAGUGGACAUCACUGGCCUCCAGGUGGACCUGGGAAUCAAGGAUAUCCCAAUCAUAAGUUUUCUUUGUUGCCUGAUCCAUAUAUGAGCUUUGAACAACAGCCAACAUGGACACCAAAUUCGCUUAUGCCAUGGUUACAGCAGGAAUCAUGGGGGUGGCAACAAGUACCCCAAGCCACAGGAUUUGUGCCUGGUGGUGCUAAUUUUUCAAAACUGCCACCAAAGACACACACUGAGCAACAGAAGCAACAACAGUUGAAUCGUCAAAAGCAACAGAAGCAACCUAAAAGUCAAAAGCACAAUAAGCAACAGCAGAACCUUCACCACCACCACAACCAACAGCAGCAGCAGCAGCAACAGCAACAAAAGCAACAGCAACAAAAGCAACAGCAACAAAAGCAACAACAAAAGAAGCAGCAACAACAAGAACUACAACAGCAGCAGCAACAACAACAGCAGCAGCAAAAACAGCAACAGCAGCAAACGAAAGCAAAUGUUGAAAAGAAAGCAGGAGGGAAUCAGUUACAAAAAAUUGAAAGCCGACAAAAACCAAAUCCACCUCCCGGAUCAGAAGAGGCUAGGCGAAAGGCCCUUGAAUCCACAACUGAUAAGCUCAAACGUUGCUUAAGUAGCAUGGGACAGGAGCGCACUGAGGUGCUAGAGACACUGCUUGAUGAAGCAGCUAGCGCAGCAGGCAUUGCCAAGGUAGUGACACAAGAGGGGGGCCACAGUGAAGGCAUUGGACCCAUGCUUCCAGCAGCACCACCAGAGCCAGAGAUCCGGCUAUCCCCUGCAGACUGGCGUCGUAUUGCAUUGUCCUCGCAGAAGACUCCUGCUACGGUAGAAGAAGACGAUGUGGUGUUUGUUAAUGCCCCUCCACCUGAGAUGGUUGCAAUAGAAGAUUCUUCUGAUGAUGAAUCACACACUGGAAAAACUGUUGGUUCUUCAGACAGUAAGGAGGAAAAGAAAGAAAAUAUGAGUGCAAUAUGUAAACCUGAGCCAGGCAUAGACCCUACAACAGGUGAAGAUUGUGAAUCCCACACAAAUUUGGAGGACAAUACUAGUAAUGAAUUGCAACCAGAAGAUCAAACAAAUGUUUUGAAUGUGAAUGUGGAUGCUGUGGCUGUAGAUGUAUGUCAGAAACAAGCAAAUAAUUCUGUCACACUGGAUAAUAAAGUUGGGUCGAAGCCUGUGGAUCAUGUAGAGCCAAUAAAGGACAUUUUGCAUGAUAAAGAACCGUCUGGAUAUUGUGAAACAGGGACAGACAAAGAGAUGAGUAAAAAUGUCUGUGAGCUCAAAAAAGAAAUGUCACAGUCAGUGUUUGUAAAUACAGAGAAUUCAGAGGCAACUGACAAUACAAUUACUAAUUUGGAAGAUUCUGCCAUUCGAAAAGCUCAAAAUACUACACCGAUGGAACGUACAAGACAUUCUUCAGAAUCUUGCUCAACAAUGCCUGCACAUCCUCGUACACGUUCAGCUUCCCUUCAGUCUCCACCACCACUUCCUACAACAACAGAGCCUCGUGUCCAAAGUGACUCUGUUGAUACUUUAAAACGAAAUGUCAUGCGAAAACUCUUAACAUGCUUUAUGCCAUCUCGUAAAUGA
Molecule: messenger RNA, 2061 nt
Organism: Schistocerca americana (American grasshopper)
Lineage: Eukaryota; Metazoa; Arthropoda; Insecta; Orthoptera; Acrididae
Product: histone-lysine N-methyltransferase 2D-like
Exons: 6
Coding region: 385-2061 (558 amino acids)
Source: RefSeq, a predicted model, not a curated record